AUGUUUGGUAGUGCAGCUGCAGCUGCUGGGGACCAACGAACAAGUGAGACAGGAGUAGGCUUAUCCAGUGAGCUUGAAGCUCACUCCGAAAGAGCACGGGCUGUCGAUAAUGAUCAGUCAAUAUAUCGCGACAGGAACCUGAGCGGCUCAGGGUCGGAGACCGUGAUUGUGGACUGGUAUGGACCCACGGAUCCCGAUGACCCCAAAAAUUGGCCAGGUUGGAAGAAGAGUAUUGUGUACUUUGUCAUCAACUAUACUUCGCUUGUGGUCUACAUGGCUACCUCACUGUACGCACCCGCUCAGACAGAGGUGCAACGAGUUUUUCAAACGUCAACAUUCGUUUCAAGUCUCGGAUUUGCCAUUUAUAUUCUUGGGUAUGGAAUUGGGCCCAUGGUCUGGUCUCCGCUGUCCGAGAUGCCCGCUGUUGGAAGAAACAUCCCAUAUGUCGGCAGUCUGCUGGUUUUUGUCAUAAUUUCUGUUCCGGCAGCCCUCGCAGACAGCGUGGCUGCUCUGAUAGUUCUCCGGUUUCUUCAAGGCUUUUUUGGAUCGCCCGUUCUGUCCACCGGAGCAGCCUCCCUUAGCGAUAUAUCGCGAGAGCAUCAAAGACCUUACGCUUUGUAUUCUUGGGCUAUAUUUUCUCUGGCAGGCCCAUCUGUAGCAAUGGUUCUGGCAGGUUAUACUGUGCCGCUGCUAGGUUGGAGAUGGAGUUUAUGGGAAAUCGUUUUAACGACAAGCCCAGCCUUGGUGUUACUGCUUUUCCUUCCUGAAACGUCCGAGACUAAAAUUCUCUAUCACAGAGCAUCGAAAAUUCGUGCUCUGACCGGCAAGAGUCAUUACCAAUCGGCGGCUGAAAUAAAAGCUCAACACUCGUCAACGACACAGCGCUUUUAUCAGUCCCUCGUUAUUCCCUGGAAGAUCAACGUUCUUGACCCGUCUAUCAUGUUUACCAGUGUCUACAGUGGAUUGAUAUAUGCCAUCUUCUACUCGUUCUUUGAGUUCUUCCCCUUAGUAUAUGGCGAUAUAUAUGGCAUGGACCAAGGUCAAAUUGGCUUGGUUUUUUGUGCAAACGCGAUUGCUGUCAUACUAGUCGGGUUUCCCUAUUUUGCCUACGUUCACUUUGUGGUCAAUGCGUGCCACAGAAAGGGAAUCAGGAUGAGUCCAGAACGUCGUCUAUUGCCCGCCGUAUUUGCAUCUGCCUUCCUUCCAGCAGGUAUCUUUCUCUUUGCUUGGACAUCUCGUUCAACAAUCCACUGGAUCGUUCCAACGAUUGGUGCGGCCAUGACAACAGGUGGUUUUGCAAUCCUGCUGCAGAGCAUCUUUGUCUAUAUCGCACUUGCAUAUCCGCAGUAUGCGGCCUCGCUCUUCGGAGGAAAUAGCUUUGUGAAAGCGGUUGUUGCAUUUGCUGGAGUUCUUUGGUCCCAUCCGCUUUAUGAGAAGUUGGGGUUGGCAGAAGGGAUUUCUCUGCUUGGUGCCCUCUGCGUCGUCUGUACUAGCGGAAUAUUUAUCCUGUAUUGGCGUGGCGAGAAGUUGAGGAGUCGAAGUAAAUUUGCUACUUGA
Truncatella angustata is the source of this 1557-nucleotide messenger RNA. Its product is annotated as major facilitator superfamily domain-containing protein. The transcript is spliced from 2 exons. The record is from RefSeq and is a predicted model, not a curated record. Gene Ontology annotation, molecular function: fluconazole transmembrane transporter activity. Bases 1 to 1557 code for a protein of 518 amino acids. NCBI's taxonomy places the organism in Eukaryota, Fungi, Ascomycota, Sordariomycetes, Amphisphaeriales, Sporocadaceae. Gene Ontology annotation, biological process: xenobiotic detoxification by transmembrane export across the plasma membrane.